Molecule: messenger RNA, 1068 nt
Organism: Effrenium voratum
Lineage: Eukaryota; Dinophyceae; Suessiales; Symbiodiniaceae
Source: the annotation of a GenBank genome assembly
AGUUUUCAGCCUGACUUAGUGGUCAGUAGGGACCAUCAGACCUAGGGUCUUGAGCCUUUAUCCACAGCCAUGGGUCAGGUAUGUCAGUCAUUUAAGUCGCUGAUGCAGCUGCAGCUGCAAGACGAGAAGCUUCCGCCUUUGCUGUCCAGUUUCGAUAUGGAGGGCAUUGCCGGAUACAUUGCCGAGAAAGGGUGCAAGCAGGUGGUCGUGAUGUGUGGUGCUGGUAUUUCCACCUCUGCAGGCAUCCCUGAUUUCAGAACCCCAGGAACUGGUUUGUACGAUAACCUGCAGCGCUUCAAUUUACCACGGGCAGAAUCCAUCUUCGAAUUGAAGUUCUUCCGCAAAACGCCUCAAGCCUUCUACGAGUUGGUGCGCGAGUUGUGGCCCGGAAACUACGAGCCAACCCCAGCGCAUUACUUUCUGCGGCUCUUGAACGAGAAGGGGAUUCUUCGUCGAUGUUACACACAAAACAUCGAUAGCUUGGAAGGACGUGCAGGUCUUCCGGCUGAAAAGUUGGUAGCUGCCCAUGGCAAUUUCGAUGAAGCUCAUGUCAUUGACACUUGGCCUGAGAUCAAAGUUCCCGUCCAUGAGCUAAAAAGGGCUCUUGACGCCGGCGAAGAAGGCUGGAAAGAGUUGAAAAAGGCGAAGGGUGGCUUGGUGAAGCCUAAAAUCGUGUUCUUUGGUGAAGCAUUGCCAGAUAGAUUCAAUCGCUUGCACAUGACGGACUUGGCCGCUUGUGAUCUCUUGAUCGUGAUGGGAACUUCACUGGUGGUAUAUCCCUUCGCUGGGCUUGUUGGCGUGGCCAACAAAAGUGCACCGCGACUGCUGAUCAAUCGAGACCAAGCAGGCACAUGCGACACCCUGGAGUCUGGCUUCCGUUUCCACUUGCAGGGUGAAGACAAUUGGCGGGAUGUGUUUCACAAAGACGAUUGCGACGCGGGGUGUAGAACAUUGGCAGAACAUCUUGGAUGGAAAGAUGAUUUGGAAGCGCUGAUUCAAUCUGAGGGGCGAGUUUCUGUAUGCAAUGCCCCCUGGGUUUGAGGAAUAGGGCGAUUGCCCAAUAGAGGC